Neltuma alba is the source of this 1905-nucleotide messenger RNA. RefSeq names its product terpene synthase 10-like. The transcript has 7 exons. Lineage: Eukaryota; Viridiplantae; Streptophyta; Magnoliopsida; Fabales; Fabaceae. Bases 35 to 1870 code for a protein of 611 amino acids. Gene Ontology annotation, biological process: diterpenoid biosynthetic process. Gene Ontology annotation, molecular function: magnesium ion binding; terpene synthase activity. The record is from RefSeq and is a predicted model, not a curated record.
CAGAACUAAAUAGACGCUUUUCCUCUCCACCCCAAUGCCUCUCCCCAAAUUUCCCUUCCUUUCAAAUAGAAUUCACUGGAAAGCCAAUAUUCUCCAAUAUAAACCAAUACCCCCAGCACUGUCAACAAUCAUGAUCUCUACUGUUCCCCGUAAAAUCCAAUGCAAGGCUUCGACCACUAUUGUUUCUGAUCAAAACAAUGCUUCUCGUAGAUCUGCAAAUCACUUUCAACCUUCAAUUUGGGAUUAUGAUUAUAUCCAAUCAAUAAGAAGUGAUUUUACGGAAGAAUCAUAUCUAGAAAGGAAUGAUCGGCUGAAGGAAGAAGUGAGAGUGAUGCUCUUGACUUUGACAAAUCCUGUGGAACAACUAGAGCUCAUUGAUGACAUGCAAAGACUGGGGGUGGCUUCUCAUUUCAACGCAGAGAUAAGGAACAUAAUGCAAAAGAUUUACAAUAAUGGCACAUCAAAGAUAAAUGACAAUUUAUAUGCCAUGGCUCUUCAAUUCAGACUCUUAAAGACAACAAGGCUACUAUAUUAUAAAGUUCACAAAAAUCACAUCACUACUGAGAAUGUAAUUGCGUGGUUAUUUUCAGAGUCAUUUGAUGGAUUCCUGGAUGGGAAAGGUAAUUUUCAUUCUUCCCUUUCGGGUGAUAGCAAGGGUAUCCUAUCUUUGUAUGAAGCUUCUUUUCAUUCGGUGGAGGGAGAAAUAGUAUUGGAUAAAGCAAGAGAGUUCAGCUCAACUCAUCUCAAAGGAUUUGUGAACAAAAGCAGUGAAGAUGAUGAAAUAUCACUCUUGGUUAGUCAUGCCUUAGAGCUUCCACUACAUUGGAGGGUAUCAAGAUUAGAAACUCGAUGGUUCAUCGAUGUUUAUGAAAGAAGACUGAACAUGAGCCCUACUCUGCUGGAGCUUGCUAAAUUGGACUUCAACAUCAUACAGGCUACCCACCAAGAGGAUAUGAAACAUGCAUCAAGAUGGUGGAAAAGAACUCAACUUGGAGAAAAGCUGAGUUUUGCAAGGGAUAGAAUGGUUGAGAACUUCCUUUGGACCCUGGGUUUGGCUUUUGAGCAGCAACUUGGAAAUUUUAGAAGACUGAUGUCAAAGGUUAAUGCAUUGAUAACUACAAUCGAUGAUAUUUACGAUGUUCACGGCACUUUAGAAGAACUAAAACUUUUCACAGAAGUGGUUAACAGAUGGGAUAUAAAUGCCAUGGAUGAACUUCCAGACUACAUGCAAGUAUGUUUUCACGCACUUAGUAACUUUGUCAAUGAAGUGGCUUUUGACUUUCUCAAAGAAAAUGGACGCAACAUCCUUCCACAACUUAAGAAAGUAUGGGCUGAUCUCUGUAAAUCAUAUAUAGUUGAGGCAACAUGGUAUCAUAGUGGUUAUAAACCCAGUUUCCAUGAGUACCUAGAAAAUGCAAGGAAUUCAAUUGGUGCACCAGUCAUACUUUUCCAUGCUUAUUUUUGCCUUCCUGAUUCAACGAACGAGGAGGACUCGAUUCCAUUAGAAGAAUAUUCUAGUGUUAUUCUCUGUUCAUCAAUAAUUUUACGCCUUGCAAAUGAUUUAGGAACAGCUAAGAGAGAAAAAGUGACUGGCGACGUACCGAAAUCAGUUGAGUGCUAUAUGAAUGAAACUGGAGUUUCUGAAGCUGAUGCUUGCGGGCACAUAAAUUCCUUGAUUUGUGGAACUUGGAAGAAGUUGAAUAAAGAAGUUAGCAAUUCUUCCUCUUAUAAUUCAAGGAGUUUCAUUCAAGUUGCUGUGAACCUUGCAAGAAUGGCACUCUACAUGUACCAACAUGGAGAUGGCCAUACUGUUCAAGAUGAUGAAACUAAGUAUCAGAUAAUAUCACUUCUUUUCCAGCCUAUUGGAUGAAUUUAUAUGCAACGAGUCUAUUUAAUUUGCUUAUA